Molecule: messenger RNA, 2703 nt
Organism: Talaromyces rugulosus
Lineage: Eukaryota; Fungi; Ascomycota; Eurotiomycetes; Eurotiales; Trichocomaceae
Exons: 4
Coding region: 1-2703 (900 amino acids)
Biological process (GO): tRNA methylation
Cellular component (GO): nucleus; cytoplasm
Molecular function (GO): tRNA (cytidine-N5)-methyltransferase activity; tRNA binding
Source: RefSeq, a predicted model, not a curated record
AUGGGCAGAGGCAAAAAGUUUGGCAAGAGAGGCGGAGGAAGCGGCGGCGGCGGCGGCAGCCGUGGAGUACGAGGAAGCUGGGAAGAGCUUGAGAAGUCGAAUGCCAAGUACGAGAGCUACUAUAACGACCAUGGAAUCAUUCCGGCCGAAGAUCAAGAGGCUUUCUGGCCGGCAUUGAGAAGAGAACUGCCCAAUAGUUUCCGUUUCACCGGCUCGAGAGGACAUGCGGUCGCUGUCAAACAGCGCCUGGUGGACUUCCAUAUCCCCCAGAUCACCUCCAUUACCUACGAAGGAAACGCUGUUGAGCCUCCGAAGCCCGUACCAUGGUAUCCCGAUGAGCUCGCGUGGUAUAUGACGACCCCGAAAAAGGUCAUCCGGCGUUUCCCCCCUUUUGCUUCUUUUCAAAAGUUCCUCGUGGCCGAAACAGAAGUUGGCAAUAUUACUCGGCAGGAGGUUGUCAGUAUGAUACCACCUCUGUUCCUCGAUAUCAGACCCGGCAUGACAGUAUUGGACAUGUGUGCUGCCCCUGGAAGCAAGUCAACCCAGCUGAUGGAGCUGCUUCACAUUGGAGAAGAGGAUGCCACGAGAAAAGUUAUGGAAGACAUCAAGCAGGGCACGUACGAUCCCUCUAAACUCCCCGCUGGCCUAGAGGAUUACGGACGAACAACUGGUCUCCUCGUUGCUAACGACAGCGACUUCAAGCGAGCACACAUGUUGGUUCAUCAAAUGAAGCGACUGAACUCGCCAAACCUUCUUGUUACCAACCACGAUGCGACCGGAUAUCCAUCCAUCAAGCUGCCUUCGCCACCUGGGAGAGAGCGCUUCAAUAACUACCUCAAGUUUGACCGAAUCCUUGCCGACGUUCCAUGUUCUGGUGAUGGUACAGUACGGAAGAACCCCACUAUAUGGAAAGACUGGACACCUGGAAAUGCCCUUGGGUUGCACGCGACGCAGCUGCGCAUCCUGGUCCGGGCUCUUCAGAUGUUAAAGACCGGUGGGCGUGUUGUCUAUUCUACCUGCAGUUUGAAUCCGAUCGAGAACGAAGCCGUGAUUGCUGCUGCAGUUGCGCGCUGUGGAGGGUCGAACUUUGUUGAAAUUAUCGACUGCAGCCAAGAACUGCCGGAUUUGAAACGAGCAGACGGACUGCGGUCGUGGAAAGUCUUGGACCGCGACUGUCGUGUAUGGAACAGCUGGCAAGAGGUCGAAGAGCACAGGAAAACUGCGGGUAUAUCCGGGCUAGGUCGGCUAUCCAGUACGAUGUUCCCACCUUCGAAAGAUCUACCUCUGGAGCGUUGUCUCCGAGUCUAUCCACACCAUCAAGAUACAGGCGGAUUCUUCAUCACCGUGCUGGAGAAGAAAACCGAAAUCAAAGCUAAGCCAGAGAAUGUCGACAAGGUUGUUCCAAAAGCCUCGGUUGCUGCUGUCGUCGAAGAGCUAGAGCAAAAAACGAAGGAUAAUAACGGUGGGCCGUUGGACAAAAUCGAGAGUCUCGAUGACAUCGUACCGCAUAGCACGGGGACUGAUGGAAAGGAUGCCACUGUAGCAGAGUCUUCUCAUCAGCCGUCAUAUACCGCAACCUUAGACGCCCCAGCAUCACCCAGCAAGCGAUCUAGCGGCCACCUUGAGGACCAAGUGCCUACGAAGCGCACUAAGCUGGAGAAUGGGACUGAAGUUAUUAUUGGCGACCGCCCUGUCCACCACCCACCUCCAUCCGCUGUCGAGGGUCAAGAAGACAAUACGGAUUUCCCCAAGGCAGAGGCCCCGGCACAAGCGAAGCCACCUGUGAAGCGAAAGCCCGGGCAGCCGUUUGAGGAGCCCUUCAAAUAUGUCACUGGCACCGAAGAUGAGAUUACAGAGAUUUUUAAGUUUUACAAUAUCUCCGAUCAAUUUCCACGGGAUCGAUUUAUGGUGCGGAACGCAGAGGGAUCUAUGACCAAAACGAUCUACUACACUAGCGUGCUGGCGCGAGAUAUCCUGACCGAAAAUGAAGGUCGUGGCAUGAAGUUUGUGCACGGUGGUGUAAAGAUGUUUGUGAAACAGGACGCGCAACGUCCCAACCAGUGCCAGUGGCGUAUUCAGACCGAUGGCCUGCCCAUCAUUGAGUCGUGGCUCGGCCCGGAACGUACGGUGACCUUGACUAAGAAACAAACACUACGAAAAUUGCUCGUCGAGCUCUUCCCAAAACUGGACCAGCAUACGUACCAGCAAUUAGGUGAGAUCGGCCACCAGACCAAGGAUAUACAAUUGGGAUGUUGCAUCAUGAGGGUGGAACCAAGUGAAUCUGAAGAUGGAUUACAGGAGCGAAUGGUUCUGCCUCUAUGGCGGUCUAUGUACUCUGUCAACCUGAUGCUUCCAAAAGAGGACCGACGCGCCAUGCUUCUCCGUCUCUUCAACGACGAAACCCCGGUGAUACAUCCGCCGAAGUUCAGAUCCGAAGAUACCCCAACCACAGAUCUAGCAUCGGACUCACAGACAGAGUCAAAGGACAAGUCGGAGGCUGAGGCCAAGGCCGAAAUUGCCGAUUCGGAAAUGACCUACGCUCAGAUUGAGAAGGAUAUUCCGCCUCCGAUCGCCAAGACUGAGGAAGAUCUGAUCAAGGCCGAGAAUAUCCUGCGUGGACAAGAGCAAGCAGAUCUCAUGUCGUCGCGAGAGACGUAUCAGCGCGACGGCGACGAAGAAGAUCGGUUCAAUACGACUGUAUAG